AUGGACCCCCGUACCAGUGCCCAAGACGUGAUGCGAUGUGACUUGUGUGAGACCGCUUUAGUACAGAUGCACUGUGAUCAAUGCAUUGUCAACCUGUGUAAGGCUUGUGUGGGUAAACACAUUUCCAGAAGAGAAAACAACGGUCACAAGGUAGUCAAAUUUCAAGACAGAAAGUCUCACUUGUACCCCGAAUGUAAAAAGCAUGUUGAACAACUGUGUGCAAAAUAUUGUGAUCAAUGUGACAUUCCUGUUUGUACAAAGUGCACUGCAUCUGCGCAACAUCUUGAUCAUAAAUUAUCAGAAGUCUUGCAAGUUGUGGAAGAAAAAAGGGAUACUUUAAUCAGAAACAAAUUUGAAUUAGAUUUUGCGAUUUAUCCAAAGUACCAGUACAUUGCCUAUGAUAUAAAAUACAAAAUGAGUCAAUUAGAAAAGGAUUAUGAAUAUCUCUCAACAGCAAUUACAAAACAUGGAGAGGAAUGGCACAAAGAAAUUGACAAACUUGUCAAGAAACUUAAAGCUAAAGUUGAUAAGAUGAAAAACACGCAGAUACAAACUCUGAAAAAUCAUCUGGAUGACAUAAACAAGAAAAUUUCUUACAUAAAGGAUGAAAUCGAUUCAACUGAAAUUGUUUUACAGACAAAUGACUUGUCCAAAUUGUUAAGUGGCACAUCCAACAUAAAUAUAUACAGAAAUCUUCCACAAGAACAAGAAAUGGCUCUAUCUUUACCCAAAUUCAUCCCCAGAGAAAUCAUAGGUAAAGAAUUCAAUAAACUGUUUGGAGCCUUAUCAUGUAAUUCUGUUAGUUCGGAUGAACAUAGCUACAACAAGAAGAAAAUACAGAAAUCAUCAGAGACAGUCAUCAAUUUUGUAGACACUGGGUAUAACAAACUUUACAAUGUUGCCUGCCUGAGUGAUGAAGAAAUCUGGACAAGUGGAAAUGACAGCACCAUAAAACUUUACAGCAUCAACCAGGGAUCACUGCUCAAGUCAAUAUCAACUAAGUCUGGGAACAACACUUCAGUCAUCGGAGUGACAAAAGCCGGAGAUCUAGUUUAUUCUGAUUACGAUGAUAGGACUGUGAAUAUAGUGAAGAACAAGGAGACAGAGGAGGUGAUAAGACUACAGAACUGGAGACCUUUUGGUGUCUGUAGUUCCUCCUCUGGUGACCUCCUGGUUACCAUGCUUAGUGAUGAUGAUUACCAAUCAAAAGUUGUCCCUGGAGCUGUAGUGGUGGUCAAUCUUGCCGGGAAACUGAGAUUUAGUUACACCGGACUUACUCCUGCUCCAAAAUAUAAACCAUUCAGUCCACGAGGAAUCACCACAAACAUUCAUAACCAUAUCCUUAUAUCUGAUGUCAGCAAUGAUUGUGUCCACAUCAUUGACCAGGAUGGAGAGUUCAUCAGUUACAUACCCUGUGGACUGACUAAACCCUGGGGACUAUGCACAACUUUAACAAUGGACCCCCGCACCAGUGCCCAGGACGUGAUGCGAUGUGACAUUUAUGAGACCGCUGUGUGCACUGCAUCUGAGCAAAAUCUUGAUCAUGUUGAUCAUUGGGUAUCAGAAAUCUUGCAAGUUAUGGAAGAACAAAUGGACAUAGUCAACAGAGAACAAAAAAAAUUAAUGGAAUUAAAUAUGACGAUUUGUCUAAGGUACAAGGACAUUGCCUCUGAUGUACAACACAGAAUGAGUCAAUUAGAAAAGUAUUAUGAAUAUCUCUCAACAACAAUAAAAAAACAUGGAGAGGAAUGGCACAAAGAAAUUGACAAAAUUGUCAACAAACUUAACGCUGCAGUUGAUAAGAUGAGAAAAAAAAAUACGGUAACAAACUUUACAGGAAAAUCUGGAUGGAACCUGGAUAGCUGUGUGUCUGACUAUGAAGCUGGAGCUGUAGUGGUGGUCAAUCUGGCAGGAACAUUUAUAUUUAGUUACAAGGGGCUUACUCCUGCUCCAAAUCAUUAA
Molecule: messenger RNA, 1962 nt
Organism: Saccostrea cuccullata (small rock oyster)
Lineage: Eukaryota; Metazoa; Mollusca; Bivalvia; Ostreida; Ostreidae
Product: E3 ubiquitin-protein ligase TRIM71-like
Exons: 5
Coding region: 1-1962 (653 amino acids)
Molecular function (GO): zinc ion binding
Source: RefSeq, a predicted model, not a curated record